AUGGCGGAUGAUGUUAUUGGGAAGAGGGUUUCAUAUGACGGUUUCCGCGGAACUGUGAGAUACUUUGGUCAGGUACCGCCAACAGCAGGAGAMUGGYUUGGUAUUGAGUGGGAUGAUGAAAAUCGUGGAAAACAUAACGGAACUUUGGAUGGCGUUAACUAUUUCACCUGCAGCCACCCCAAGAGUGGCUCAUUUGUGAGGCAAAAGAAGGUUGAGUUUGGAGUUCCUGUGGUAGAUGCCUUGCAGUCAAAAUACAGUGAUGAUGUACAAAAGCACAUCCAAGAUAUGCAAGUUGUUGGUAAAAACAAAGUUACUCAAGUAGAGAUGGUUGGAGCAGAAAAGGUUUUGUCCCAGCAAAGUUGUUUUCAGAAGCUAAAAGAAGUCAGUUUGAGUAAUGCAAAUGUGAGAGGACAUCAUAAAGACAUAUCUCUUCAUUCCAUUGCUCCAAAUAUUGUUGAGCUAGAUUUAUCAGGAAAUCUGUUCUCUUCCUGGGAAGAUGUGGCCAGGACAGUGCAAAGUUUAAAGAAUUUAAAAGUUCUUAAUAUCAGCGACAACCGUCUUGCCAUGCCAAGUGAUAUGAGUUCUCUUCAAGCAUCCUUCAGCAGCAUCCAAGAGUUGUUUUUAAAUAAAAUGAACAUGUCCUGGGAUGAGAUAUCUCUGGUUAUAAGUAUGUUUCCAAGUCUUGAAACACUACAUGUGUGCAAAAAUACUAUACAUUCAUUAAGAAUUAUAUCUCCUAUUACCUCAUGCUUAAAAAACCUAUGCCUGUUGGAUUUGUAUGGCAACAGUCUGACAGAAUGGGAUGAUGUACAGGAUCUUGCAGCGCUUCCAAGGUUGAACRCUUUGAUCUUAACAAAUAACAAUAUUUCUGAAGUUAAAGUGAACAGACAAGAAAAAAACAAGAACUUUACAUCAAUGAAAUCCUUGCAUCUUAGUCAGAACCAAAUCAAGGAUAUAUCCAGUAUAAAUGCAUUGAAUGAUUUCCCUUCACUGGACGAUUUACACAUAAAAGAGAAUCCAGUUUUUGAAGGUUGGACAAGCUUUACAAGUAGACAAGAGCUAAUUGCUCGUAUUUCCUCUCUUCAAAUUCUUAAUAAAAGCCCGGUGACAGAAAAGGAGAGAAAGUCCGCUGAGCAAGCUUACAUCAAAAUGUAUUCCCAAGAAUGGUCAUCUGCAGGCGGAAAUUCUGAUCAAAGUGACUAUACGAAGAUUAAUGAACAGUUCCUGUCAAAACAUCCAAGAUACUUGGAUCUAAUUAGAGUACAUGGAAAACCUGACAUAGGGCUUGUUAACAAGACAUCCGUCUCACUUAAAGAUUCUCUCAUCACUUUAUCCUUUAAAUGUCCAAAUGACUCUUCUAAGAAAAUUAUUACAAAGAAACUGMCAGGUUCCAUGACCAUUGGCAAAGUAAAGGGAUUGUUGUACAGACUAUAUAAAGUUGACAGCUCUGACCAGAAAUUAUCAUACCUCGAUACUAAGAAUGACCGAGAAAUUCCCAUGGAYGAUGAUCUUAGACAUCUAUCAUUUUAUUCUGUAACUCAAGGAGACACUAUUUAUUUACGAUGGUAAAGCUGUACACAUUUAGGCUUGACAUUCAGCGGUCUAAAGAUCAGACACGUGCUUACUAAGCUUUUACGUCACCUACGUGAUUUGCAAUGCAUCGUGGGAUGUAUUUUUUUUUGUAGAAAACAAAAGAAAUAUGUGUUAUCCCAAACAUAUACCACGAUGGAUUGCGUUUACGGAAUAUAUAAGCUUCAGAGGUCUAUUUUAAGUUUUAAAAGGUUGUAAACAAAAAUGUCCUGUGUUUUAUAGUUUGAUGUUUAAAUUAUAGCUGAACGAAUACUCGACUCGACAAAACUUGCUUUCCCGUUUCGACUUAACAAUGUUUACCAUAACACAUCCUUUUUCAUUUGCAGUUAGAUAAAUACUUUACAAAAUUGAGCAAAACUGUAUGUCAUACACAUCAAAAGGUUAUUUCGCAUAAUGAUUUUAUAGAAUAUAUGGCCUAUAUUUAUGAAGUGUGUACUAAAAAUUAAGGACAAAAUAUAUUUCGACUUUUAUCUGUUAAAUAUUCGAAUAAAAUUAAUUUGAAGAUGGAGUAAUCAGGCAUAAUGAAUAUGUGAUAAGUAUACAAAGUUGUCAUUGAUUGUGGAAAAAUUGAAAUUCUCCAAACAUUUCCACCGAAAUAGAGUCGAAACGUUUGGAGCAUUUCAAUUUUUCACUGAAUCAUUGACCACUUUAUAUACUUAUCACUUAUAAUAUAUAAGAAUGAAAGUUCAAUUUUAUCGUGCUUAACAGAAUAUUACUGAUAUGAUGCUCUGCCAAACAUUUGUUAGCCAAGCUCAUUAAUUUAUUUUGCCGAAUAAAAGUAUUUCGAAGUGAA
Messenger RNA from Exaiptasia diaphana, 2383 nucleotides. Its product is annotated as tubulin-specific chaperone E. NCBI's taxonomy places the organism in Eukaryota, Metazoa, Cnidaria, Anthozoa, Actiniaria, Aiptasiidae. Gene Ontology annotation, molecular function: protein binding. The transcript is spliced from 17 exons. The record is from RefSeq and is a predicted model, not a curated record. Bases 1 to 1569 code for a protein of 522 amino acids.